Messenger RNA from Closterium sp. NIES-65, 5844 nucleotides. The record is from the annotation of a GenBank genome assembly. NCBI's taxonomy places the organism in Eukaryota, Viridiplantae, Streptophyta, Zygnematophyceae, Desmidiales, Closteriaceae.
AUGGCAGCUACGACCGAGCCUAUUAUCGAACCAGACGCCUGGAACCUUUCGCGCCAAGACACUCUCUCCCCGCCGCCCCCGCCCAAGUGGGUAACGCUGCAGCAGCAGAUGGCGGGUCACAAGACCAAACCAUCGGCGCGCAGCCGUCGCGCAGUCGGCGGCGGGGAAAGCGGCAAACGGGAGAACGAUGCGGGUAGUCCUAGCAGUAGCAGCGGCGACAGCGGCGCCGAUAGUAGCGGUGGGGGCAGCAGCCAAACCAGCGAUCCUGCUGCGAACGUUCCGGAGGAGUUUCUGUGCCCUCUGUCGCUCGAGAUUAUGCGAGACCCCGUUAUUAUCGCAUCAGGGCAAACAUACGAUCGUGCUUAUAUCGAGCGUUGGUUUUCGGAGGGCCGUUCCUCCUGCCCUAAAACGAGACAGUGCAUCGAGCACACUAAUUUCUGCCCUAAUUUCGCCCUUAGGAGCAUGAUUGCUGAUUGGUGCGCUGCAAAUGACGUCAGCCUCCCACCUAUCACGCCGAUUCCCGCGUCGAAGCCUCCCUCGGGCUUCGCAGAAAGUCCCGCCGCCAAACUCGCCGCCGGCACCGCUAUGGCGACGAGAAAGAUAGAGACCCGCGCAACCGCGACGGCGAUGCAACCGCAGCAACAAAAGCAGGAGUUAAGGGAGCAGAAGAAGCAGAGGGAGCAGUUGCGUGAUGGAAACCCGUCCGAAGAACGGGGGGAAGCGGAGGACAAAGCGGAGGGCAAAGCGGAGCGGCGGAGCAGGGCGCGCAGCAAAGACGGGUUCGGGUCCGUGCGCGGGGCCAAACACGCGCAAGGGGAGGCGCUGGAAGAGCGGGGGCAGGGGAACGCGGCGGAGAGGAUGAGCGGCUCGCGCAGCGGAAAAUCGGCCAGUGGAGAGUCCGCGGAAGACGGGGAAGGAGCCGCGGUGAAGUCGGGGAAGAAGAAGACAGGCCCGCGGAGGAAGAAGAGCGCGGGCGCGGAGGAUCUCGCGCGCGGGGAAGUGGAUGUAAGUGGCGUGUCCAGCGAGCGCGCGGAGUUCGGCUCCGCGGAGCGGAACUGCGCGGAGGAAGAAGGCGGAGCUGUGGGAGCCGAUUGUUGGGAAGCAGCGGAGGGGGGAAGCGGGGGGGCGGAGAAGCGCGAGCAUGCGCACGCGCGCACACUCGAGCGGGGGGAGGAUGAGAGGCGGGGAAAAGGGGGGGAGGAGGAGAAGCGGAGAGUUGCGGGCGGAGGGGACGGGAGCAGGAGCGGGAAAGAGAGGCGGAGAACCGCGAGCGGGGAAGGAUUGACUCGCGAGGGGAGCGCCACGGGUAGGAGGGAUGGCGGCGCGGAGGCGAAGGCGGGUCUUAGGGCUUCUCGCGGCUCGUCUAGCUCAUUCGGGAGGGGUAAGGCGGGUGAUCCCUCGGAGCAGCAGCAGCAGCAGCAGCAGCCGUUUCAAGAGGCGCAACCUCCGCCGGAUAUGGCGGCCAUAGCUGCUGCCGCCGUCGCCGCAGUAGACGCCGCGCGAUCCUCCGCAAGUCCCGCCGGCCCAUCCGCUACUGAAGGCGCAGCCGCACCUACCCAGCGGCGCAUGCCGUUGCGCACGACUACUUCCGUUGGGGGAAAAGGCGCGCGGAAGGGCAGCGGCAUUUCCACUGGCAGUUUUAACGGUCAGGAUACAUUUGACGGUUUGCCGACGGAAACCCGUCAGAAGCAGGCGAGAGCGGGGAGGGAGCGCGGAUCACGGGAGGGGCUGGAGAGCGCGUCGCUUUCCCGCACGCGCAGCAGCUUCCCCGCGCCGGGGAACCAGGGUCUGGCGGAGGUGCUAGGGGAGGCGGAACACUGGCGAAACGAGGAGAGCGCGAAGCGAGGGGCGGCGCAACCGGCGGCGCAGACCGGCAGCAGCAGGCGGAGAGUAACGUUCGGAGAGGUAACCGGAAUAUGGGACGAGGCGGAAGGGGGCGGGAAGGCGGAUGCGGAAACAGGGCCCACGGGGAAGGAGGGGAAGGGGAAGAGCGGGGGGAAAGCGGGCGGAAGAGGAGCGGGGUUGCGCAGAGCAGCAGCGGGGAGCGUGAAGCUGACGAGGCGGGAGAAGGAGGAGGUGAUGGGAGGGCUAGGGUUGGAAGGGGUGGGUGGUGGUGGGGUAGCGGACAGCGGUGGGGACUCGCGGGGUGUGAUAAGUAGUAAGGGCAGUCGUCGCAGCAGGAACGGCAGCAGAGAUGGCGGCGGGAAAGACGGCGGGAGCAGCGGGGAUGUGCGGGAUGAGGUGAUUAGGCGAGGGGCGGAGGAGGGGGCGAAGGAAGGGCGCGAGAACGAAGGGCGCGAGAAAAAGGCCAAGGAGAAACGAAGAGCGGGGGAGAAGGGGGGCGGAGCCGCGCGCGUGGGAGGGGAGUUGAGGGAGAACGAGGGGAAGGAGUGGGGGAGGGAGCGCGAGAGAGCGGGGGAGAGAAACGGGCGGCAAGACGACGAGGUGGGGGCGGAAGAGAGACGGGUUCCGCGGGAGAAGGGCGCGCGGAGGGCGGAGCGACCCAAGACUCCCCCCCCCGUACCCCAACUGAACGUGGGCUUAGAGGGGCGUGAUGAGGGCCGUGAUGACUAUAACGCGGAUAGAGGUGCGAGUGGGGACUACACUAGUGCGGAACUGCAGCAGCAGGAGCAGGGAGAUCAGGGGGGGCAGGGGGAGAAAGGGGGGAAGGGGGAGCAGGGGGCGGGUAAGGCGCGGGGGCGUGGGCGCAGCCGCAGUGCGCGCACGCAGGUUGACACCCCUGUGGUGUCGCGGCAAGGCAGCGAGAACAACGACCCGCUCCACCGCCGCUCUGCUGCUGCUGCUGCUGGCGCUGGCGGUGGCGGUGGCAGUGGUGCUGCUGCUGGUGCUCUUGGGUCGAGUGGCUUUGGGGGAGAGGUAGCUGCGCGGUCGAGGAAAGGGGAGGGGGAGGGGCGACGGGGAGAGGCGGAUUGGGAGCGGGGAGCGAGAGGGGAUGAUAGCGCUGAUUCUGGAAGAGAACGAAUAUCCUUGGAUGGAGGGAUUGGGGGCGAUGGGAUGGAUGGUGCAGGGCGGGGAGGAGGAGACGGAGGAGGUGGAGGAGGAGGAAUGGAAGAGGAAGAGGGAGGGAGAGCAGGGGGUGGGAGGGGAAAUGGGGAAGGGGACGGGGAUGGGGAGGAGGAAGAGUGUGCGAGGGAGGAGGAGUGGGAGAGAGAGAGGGAGCGAGUGAGGGAGGGGAUGGACCAUGUUCGGAGCAACUCGUGUAAUGGCAGGCACCCUAUGGCUGGCGCAGGGGGAGGGAAAGGCGGAGGAGGGGCGUUCGAGUGGGGGUCGCAGAGGGGGAGGGGCAUGGGCGCGCUUGCAGACGCUGCUGUUGCUGCUGUGGAGAGACGCGCAGGGAGCUUCACGGAACGAAGCACAGGAUGGACAGGAGGAGGAGCAGGAGUAUUAGGAGGAAGCGGAGGAGGAGGGGGAGGGGGGAUGGGAGGGGGGAUGGGGGGAGUGGCGGCAGUGAGGGAGGACUGGUUGGGGGUGCGCAUGGGAGUGGACAUUCCCCCUCACGAGCUGCUCCUCAUGCAGCACAACGCCCCCUCGCCCCUUCCCCCCCGCCGCAACCUCGCGCGACCUCCUCUCGACACUCGCUCGCCUUCUGCCGCCGCUGCUGCUGCUGCGUCUGGUUAUGGAAGAAAGGCGAAAGGGGGAAUCGGAGGGGCGGUGAGUCAUGGGCUUGGGCUGGCACGGUCCAAGUCUGCUCUCCCCCCUGGUCUCCUGCACGUGUUUGGUAAUGCGCUGGGGCGGGUGGCUGAUGCUUCCCCAGGCGCAGGGGGGAAGCGCGGAGGGAAGAAGGAGAAUGCGGGGCACGGUGGGGGUGGGAGGGGAGGAGCUGGGGGAGCGGGGGAGGGAGUGGGAGGGGGAGGGGGAGGGGGCGGAGGGGGAGGAGCGGCGGCGGGGGAAGGGGUUAUGAAGGUAGGGGAUGGAAGGGCGGAGCAGGGUUUGGAAUAUGCCGGUGCAUAUACGAGUGAGAAGGAGGAGGAGCGGGAAGUGAUAGGGCCGAGAGGAGGAGAGAGAAAGCCGGAGAGGGGUGCACAGAGAGCAGGCGAGAGAGGUGGGGAGAGGGGUGGGGAUAGGGGGGUGGGGGCGCGGGGUGAGAAGGGGUCUAAGAGAGAGGAGGGCCGGUGGGGGGAGGAGCAGAGGAGGGAAGCUGAGCUGGCGUGCCUGCUAGCAGAGGAGCGGGCAGGGAAGCAGAGCAGAGUGAAAGGCAAAGGAAGCGGGUCAAGCAGGGGGAGAGACGAGGGGGCGCGGGAGGGAGCCAGGGAGGGAGCAGGUGAGGGGAAGGGGAGGGGGCAGGAGGGCAGGAUAGGUAAGGGGCGGGGCAGCAAGGGGAGUAACAGUGGUGGUGGUGGUGGUGGUGCUGCUGCUGCUGCUGCUGGUGAGAGGUGCAGGAGUGACGGAGGGGGUGGUGUGGUGUCGCUAGCUGCUGCGGGUGACUGGCUGGAUGGGGAGCAGGGCGGGCAGAGGCAGGGCGACAGUGGCACUCACAGGAGGAGCCAGACCCACAUGGGAGGCAUGCUGCACCCGCACACUCCCACUGCCACUGCUGCUUCCACUGCUGCGUCCCCUGCUGCUGCUGCUGCUGCUGCUGCCUCUGCUGCUGCCUCUGCAGCUACGGGUGGUAACCGCAACGGGUACUCGGGCCACAUGCGCAAUGAGAGCCUCAUGUGGACACCAGAGAUCGACGCUGCAGCAGCCGGUGUUGGCGCCGGCAGCGCCAUCUCCUUCGCCGCCGCCGCCUCUGCGUUUGCUGCUGCCUCUGCUGCUUCCUCAUCUGCCAAUGCUUCUCCCUUCCACCGUGCUCCAGCGUCGAUGGGUUUCGGGUCACAGCAUGCACCAGUAGCAGCAGCAGCAGCAGCAGCAGCACCAUCCAUGGGCAAGUACGCACCUCUUGCCGAUGCGCUUUCCUUGGGCAGCGCCACGGAAAAGAUCUGCGCCGCUCGAUCAAUACGGGCCAUGGUGAAAUCCCGCACGAAUGGCGAGACCAGGGAGGAGCGCAGGAGCUUCCUGGAAGCGGGCGUUUUGGAAGCCCUGAUAGCCGCCUUGGCUACACACACCGACGAGUGGGAGAGCGGGAGAGCAGCAGCAGCGGCAGCAGAGGAGGAGGCGGUGGUUGAGAACGUGAUGAACGCACUCCUCGCGCUGCUCCUCCACUGGAACGCGGGCCCGGAGGUGGUCCUGGCAGGAGGCAUCCCGUCUCUAGUAUCCGUGCUGCAGCACGCGACCCCCGCAGCGCAGGCCACAGCAGCAGCAGCGCUGUACGUGCUGGCCAAGGACGACGAGAACCGCUCGCUCGUGCGCACGGGAGGCGCCAUCCCCGCCCUCGUGCGCGUCAUGGAAACGGGGUCGGCGCGCGGGCGUAAAGACGCGGCUCUCGCGCUCUUUGCGCUGUCUCUCUCCGUGCGGUGCGCGAGAGACAUCGUGGGUGCGGGAGCCAUCCCGCUUCUGCUGAGCCUCAUCGGGCAGGACGAGAACGACGACGGCGGGCUGCCCGGGAUGGAGGAGAAGGCAGCGGCGGUCCUGCUGAACCUCUCCCGGCUGCCGGAAGCGUGCGAGGAGAUCGCAGCGCAGGAAGGCGGCGUGGGGGUGACACACCUGAUUGAUUUACUCGACGCGGGGGCGUGCCAGAGGAGCAAGGAGGAUGCGGCGGGGGUGCUGCUGGCCAUGCUGCAGUCCGAGGUGGUGACGGUGCAGGCGCUGCGAGCGGAAGGAGCGAUUCCGUCGCUCGUGCGGAUUGUCGGGGGGAGUGGCGGGGGAGGCGCGGCGGGGGGGAGUGGGGGAGAGGGGAGUGCGCCAGAGGCGAAGGAGCUCCUGCAGCGACUGAGGCAGGGGUGA